AAACCAAACCUGUUAAAGUUUCAACUCGAUGGAUAUUACACUUUUUUGAGAAAACAGUUAAAAACAUGCACAUCACGAAACGUGAUUUCGUCUAUUACUAUUUAUUUCCAAAAAUCAGGCAAUAAUUGAUCGUGGGAAAUCACCUUUCUGGAUUUCUCCUACAUGACAGCAAACUAGACCGAAUCAUAACUUAUUCGUUAGAUUAUUUUGGACAUAAAAGUAACUCAUGUUUGCCUUCAAGUGUUGUGCGUAAUCUUGUGCGGAAAUAUCAUGCUGGGGGUUAGCUGAAAGAAACUACGGAAGAGACCUCUAUGCAUGACGUCAAGGGUGACAUCCAAUCACGAUCGUCUAUGCUGACCUCGUCUUUACGAUCGAUUGGAAUGAACUGACGCGUCACCCUUCCUCGACCAAUGAAAGUAUUCAUUCCAAGCACGUGAUCCGCAGCAAAAUAUCAUUAUUUGGUUCGCUUGCGAGCACUCAAGGGUUUUGUCAGAGAGAAAAGCGUGGGUAUAUGUGCAUACGAAUCUGUGAUAAGUUCGGGUACAAGAUACAACUUCGGAACAUGAUGAUAGAAAAUAACAGAAUUGGCCAAUCGUUAGCAAAACUCCAUCAGAUGAUCGGAGCAAGAACUGAAAAACAUCAAACAUCGACCGUUAACAAUGGCAAGCACUGAUGUCACCGUUUUGCCCCCUUCGUCUGGAAUCGAUGAAAUCAGAACAGACGGGGCCAUCUGGAGAGGAAUCGUCAACUUCUUCAUUACCCUCUUCGGUCUCUUCGGCAACUCCUUGAUCCUGCGGGUUUACUGGCGCAAAGCGCGCAAAAGGAGCACUGAGGUUCUCAUCAUGGGACUGGCGGGCGUAGACCUGACGGUGUGCCUGCUGCGUAUCCGUAAUGUGGUCGAGUUCACGUAUACGAUCGCCGGGGUCGAAGUUCCGUUUGUUGUCCGGAUUCUGGUGGCUCCCUGCAGAAUCGCGCUCGGUACGUCGGUCGUAAUGACGGGCGUCAUCGCCUUAGACCGUUACGAUAGCGUGUGUCGGUUCAGCAAGCGGUUCCUCAACAAACGGCGAGCCAAAAUAGCCAUAUUGGUGUCGAUUGUGAUCGCCGUCGUGCUGGAGUCACCUAGCAUUCUGAGCGGCGUCAUCUUGUCUCCCAACCUGAAGAAAUUCGCCUAUGUUUGUUACAUUACCGGCUAUUUGACGAUUCUGCUCAUGACAACCGUUUGCUAUGGUAAUGUGUACGCGGCCAUAAAGAGACAACGUAAAGUCCACAUUGGAUUAGAGAGAACGAGCAGUGAACCUCCAGCCAUUCCUACCAUCAGCCACAACAUUCCCACACUUCUGAGAAGGGCUAAAGUAAGCCGGAUGCGAGUAGAACCUCUUGAUAGUGGAUCGGAAUGUGGUCCAUCAACGUCGGCUUCAACAUCAAUGAUGCGCAGAUCGGAACCUCAACACCCAACUUCAUCAACCUCACGUACGUCAACAUCCAAAUACCUAAGGCCUUAUGAACAAUGCAACUCAUCCAAAGCGCGGAGUCGACAACCAACUGAAGAGUCGACUCAAAAUGGAAGGCCUUUCCUAAAGCCUUCACCGGUAAGUGAUGCCCGAGGGCAAAGCUGGGCCGUACAGACAAGCGUCCUAAAACGCAUCCGAUGGAGGGAGCCUCCGUCUGGUAACCAGCCUUCCAUGAGGGAAUUGAUGCAGCGGAGGGUGACCCGCAUGCUGUUCAUUACCAGCGUGGUGUUCUUGUUGACCUGGCUGCCCUUUUGGAUCUAUGUCGCUACGGAUCUGUUUGUGCUGAACGGUGGGACAGUUGACCAAGGUGUCCUCGCCAAGAUGUUUAGUUCCGCAAUCUUGUCGGCAGUCAACAGCACCGUGAACCCGCUUAUCUACGGACUCGCUAAUAGGCAAUUUCGUAAGGAUUGCGCAGUCCUUUUUCGAAAAUAA
Molecule: messenger RNA, 1943 nt
Organism: Patiria miniata (bat star)
Lineage: Eukaryota; Metazoa; Echinodermata; Asteroidea; Valvatida; Asterinidae
Product: D(2) dopamine receptor-like
Exons: 1
Coding region: 660-1943 (427 amino acids)
Biological process (GO): neuropeptide signaling pathway
Cellular component (GO): membrane
Molecular function (GO): G protein-coupled peptide receptor activity
Source: RefSeq, a predicted model, not a curated record